This is a messenger RNA of Chionomys nivalis (European snow vole), 2651 nucleotides long. RefSeq names its product lysophospholipase like 1 (gene Lyplal1). Gene Ontology annotation, cellular component: cytoplasm. Gene Ontology annotation, molecular function: carboxylic ester hydrolase activity; palmitoyl-(protein) hydrolase activity. The transcript has 5 exons. Lineage: Eukaryota; Metazoa; Chordata; Mammalia; Rodentia; Cricetidae. The record is from RefSeq and is a predicted model, not a curated record. Gene Ontology annotation, biological process: protein depalmitoylation. Bases 20 to 739 code for a protein of 239 amino acids.
UUGGCUUCUGGGUUCCGCCAUGGCUGUGUCACCCAGCGCGGUUCGCCUGCAGCGCUGUGUGGUGUCGCCGGCCGGGAAACACAGUGCCUCGCUGAUCUUCCUGCACGGCUCAGGUCAUUCUGGCCAAGGACUGAGAGAGUGGAUCAAGACAGUGCUAAACCAAGACUUAACAUUCCAGCACAUAAAGAUUAUUUAUCCAACGGCUCCUUCCAGGCCAUAUACGCCUAUGAAGGGUGGGCUUUCCAAUGUGUGGUUUGACAGAUUUAAAAUCUCUAAUGACUGCCCAGAACACCUUGAGUCCAUUGAUGGAAUGCGCCAGGUGCUCACCGAACUGAUUGAUGAUGAAGUCAAAGGUGGCAUCCAGAAGAGCAGGAUACUAAUAGGGGGAUUUUCCAUGGGAGGCUGCAUGGCAAUGCAUUUAGCAUACAGAAAUCACCGAGAUGUGGCAGGAGUAUUUGCUCUUUCUAGUUUCCUGAAUAAAGACUCUGCUAUUUACAAGGACCUCCUGCAGGCUGACGGCACGCUCCCCGAGCUGUUUCAGUGUCACGGCACGGCAGAUGAGCUGGUUCUUCAUUCUUGGGGCGAGGAGACAAACUCAAAGCUGAAAUCUCUGGGAGUGAGUGCGGUCUUCCACAGUCUUCCAAAUCUUUACCAUGAUCUGAACAGAACUGAACUAGAGAGGCUAAAGUCGUGGAUUCUUACGAAGCUGCCAGGAGAGACUGAAGGGCAGAACAAAUGAAUCCUCACUGCCAUAUUGAAUUUUUUUCUUACACUUAGGAAUAUUUCCUUAUUUGAUCCUCACAAAAAUCAAUGUUUGUGAAACAUCCAGCACUCCCAUAUUAUUUGAGUGGAAUUUAUGAUAUCUGUCUGUUUUCUUUCAACAAAAUUGCCUCAAGAAUCACCCCGUUGUAAAUGUCAGCUGUAUUUUGUGGCUGCCCAGAUGCCUUUUUAUAGACACACUGUAGUUUGCUUGUCCAUUUACCGCAGAUUUGGGUCACUUCCUGUGUGUGACUGUCACAAGUAGGACUGUCGUGAGCAUCCGUCCUCACAGUGGUGAGGCUGGGCAGUGUGUUGUAUGGUGACCUGAACCUGUCUGGCUGUUUCUCAGUGUAGUUUUACCAUUUUCCAUCCCAGCCAGUAGGGUGGCCUCUGAUGCCCAGUUCUUCACCAUAAUUCCAAUUUGGCCAUUCUAUUGGCUGAGUAGUAUUUGGUUUCUAUAGUGUUUGAUCUGUAAGACAGGGUUGAUUUCCAUUUUCUUAGUGCCAGUAAUGUGAUACAGAGUCCUACACUGGAGGAUUUUCCCACAUUUGUGAAGAAUCAGUUUGUCCUCCCCAGUUUGUUUCUAGAUUCUUUAUGAAAAGUGAUUUACUGUUAAAUUAUAAGAAUAAAAUACAAAUAAAUUUACUUAUUAAAAUUUCUAGUUCCAUAAAGGGUAAUAUGAUCAUAUUAAAGAUAGAAUUAAUUGAGAUCAAUAUCUGGCAUUGUUUUUUAGAUGAGUUAUUAUAUACACUUAAGGAUCUUUAAGUACUUUAAAACAAACAUACAAAAUAAUAAGUCUUUUCAUGGUUUUCACACCCUUGUAUUGUACUUUGCUCACAUUUUUUUCCUCAUAAGCCUCCCCGCACCUCUCCCCACUGGUCCACUUACUCAUGUCAAAUAGUCCCUUCUGCUUUCAUUUUAUGUACAGACAUAUGCGUGUGUGUGUGUGUGUGCGUGUGCAUGUGGGUAUGUGUGUGUCUGUGUUGCUUAUGAGAGAACACAUGAUAAUGUGGCACUUGUUCUUCACCACUGAGCCAUCUCUCCAGCCCAGGGUCAACCCAAUAGUAAAUGAAUAGUUCUUUCAAAAGUGGGAGUGACAGCUACAUGAGGGAAUCAAAGUCCAAACUCUUUGGUAUACCUCCAAGUAGAAGCCACCUCCCUUUGUCAUAUUGACAACCUCAGUUAUACAGACUAGGAAUUCCAAGAUCAAGACACAGGCAGAAUAAAUGAUCUGGUAAAGACUUGAGACUUGGCUCAAGAUGGUGCUUUGCCACAUGAUGGGGGGGGGCAACAAACACCAGGGUGUGGUAUUCGGUACUUGUUUCAUUCUUGGACUUCACAAGAACUGGGUGAAUGGUUUAUGUUGGUUCAUACAUGGAAGAUAGCUGGAAACUACCUGGUGUCCGGAAGAGCUCUUACCUUUAAGUGGGACUUCUAUAUAUAACUCUCCCCACAAGGCUAGGGCGUCAUGUUAGAAGAGGAAGAGGAAAGAUUGUUAGAGCCAGAAGUAGUGGACAUCUGCAGUUAAACUAUUUCCUAAAAUAUGGCAGGACCAUUGUACACAUAAACUCACAGCAAUGCAUUCACAAGAUAAGCCAGCAAAAAUCCCAGCAUGAAUGGGAGGGGUUCACAAAGUUCCACCCCUAACUGGGGAGAUAUUAGCAACUGGUGAUUGCUGGGAAUGAAGCUUUCUUCAGACAUGAAGCCCCCGAGAGCCUGCCCAUGCCCCUACACCCAUACACAGAAGGCAGUACUACGAGGACUCAAAUGAUUUUUCAAAACAAGAAUGUCCAAUGUGAUGGAAAGACAAGAAGGACAUAGAGGGAAAGGAUUGGGGGAUAUAGUUGACUGAACGCAUUGUAUACAUGUGCAAAAUUCUAAAGCAAUAAAGA